Messenger RNA from Poecile atricapillus (Black-capped chickadee), 2997 nucleotides. It is a transcript of the gene ADAT1, whose product is annotated as adenosine deaminase tRNA specific 1. Gene Ontology annotation, biological process: RNA processing. Gene Ontology annotation, molecular function: RNA binding; adenosine deaminase activity. The transcript is spliced from 10 exons. Lineage: Eukaryota; Metazoa; Chordata; Aves; Passeriformes; Paridae. The record is from RefSeq and is a predicted model, not a curated record. The coding region runs from base 273 to 1769 and encodes 498 amino acids.
GGUCUGCAAGGACUGCGCCCAGGGUGGUGGGAGCUGCGGUGCGCCUGAGCGCGGCGGCAGCGCCCUCGGAGCGUGGGCUGCCUCGGGUCUCUCGGCAAGGGGCGAGGCCUGGAAAGGAGGUGGAUGGUGCCAGGCGCUUCAGGUGUGCUGCAGAGACCGCAGCGGGAUGGCGGCGUGAAGCAUGCGAUUGAUUGCUGUAUAGUGGGAGCCUUGGGAACCCAGCAGCCCCACCUUCUGCUGCACUUAAGGAACCUGCACUUGAAUCAAGAGCCAUGUGGUCAGCCGAUGAAAUCGCUGGGCUGUGUUACCUGCAUUAUAGGACCAGACUUCCUAAGCAGGGGAAACCAGAUCCAAACAGGGAAUGGACUUCCCUGGCAGCUGUUGUCAAAGUGGAAUCUGCAGCCCAAAGAGAGGCUCUUGAUAGUCCAGGAAACUUGAAGGUAACUAAAGAAGUUGUUGCUAUGGGAACUGGAACAAAAUGUAUUGGCCAAAAGAAAAUGCGAAAAACUGGAGAUAUUCUGAAUGACAGCCAUGCUGAAAUUUUGGCCAAGAGGAGCUUCCAGAGGUAUCUUCUCCAUCAGCUGUGGCUUGCAGCUUCUCAUCAGCAAUGUAUCUUUAGUCCGGGAACUGAAACUGGGAAAUGGAAACUCAAACCAAAUAUCAUAUUUAUUUUCUUCUCCAGUCAUACCCCAUGUGGAGAUGCUUCUAUUUUUCCAAUCAGUGAACCACAGAACCAGUUUUCUAAGCCAGUGACUGGAGGUCAUGCCAUUGGACAAUCAGCAGAAUGCACAAGUAACCGUUAUCACUUGUAUCCAGAAGAUAAAAGGAAAUCAGAGAAGAUGGCAAAUAAUCAUAUAAUCAAGAGAAUGAAAAGUGAUGAUGCUGGUUGUUUUUCCAUAAUCACUGAAGACCUGGCUGUUCAUGAAUCUGUGAAACAAAAAGAUGCAAAUCAAAAGAGCUGUAAAUGUUCUGCAGAGAUGCAAACAGCUAAUGAGACUGGCUUAGUGAGACCAAAGGUAGUAGAUGUUCAUAGAACUGGAGCAAAAUGUGUACCUGGAGAGUUGGAUGAUGCCCGAAUACCUGGGCUGGGGUACCACUGUGUGGGAUUAUUACGAGUGAAACCAGGUCGAGGAGACCGAACAUGCUCUAUGUCCUGCAGUGAUAAACUGGCUCGCUGGAACGUGUUAGGGUGUCAAGGAGCUCUUCUGAUGCAUUUUCUGCAGUAUCCAGUGUAUCUGUCUGCAGUUGUAGUGGGGAAGUGUCCGUAUAGCCAAGAAGCCAUGCGGAGAGCAGUUAUUGAAAGGUGUCAGCACAUCUCAUCUUUACCAGAUGGUUUUCUCACUCAGGAGGUUAAGCUGCUGCAAUCAGAUCUUCAAUUUGAACACAGCCAUCAGGCAAUUCAGGAAGUUCAAAGUAACAGCAAAACAAAGCUUGUUCCUUGCAGUGCAGCUAUCAGUUGGAGUGCAGUCCCUGAACAACCUCUGGAUGUCACCUCAGACGGUUUCCGCCAGGGAACAACAAAGAAGGGGAUUGGGAGCCAUCAGAGCAGAUCCAAAAUCUGUAAAGUGGAACUCUUCCAUAAAUUCCAAAAGUUGGUGAUAAGUAUUUCACAAGAGGAUCUACCAGACACUCUACGGAUGAAGACUCUAAAAACCUAUUGGGACUACAAGGAAGCUGCAUUAAGUUAUCAAGAAGCCUGGAGAGUGCUGCGUAGCCAAGCUCUGCUGGGUUGGGUCAAGAAUGCCGAGGAAUACCUGCACUUCACAUGAGAAUCCAUGUGACUGUGUGAAUCCAGGAAUAAGCUCUGGUCUACAGCAGAUACCUCUGCAGUUCAAGGGCCAGAAAAAUAUGCGCUCUAGUUUAUGUGCUGUAAAGAGACAGGAGUGAAAAGGAAAGCAAUUUAGAGAAUACUUUAUUUUUACUGAGUUGAAUCCCCCUUUUUAUUGAAAUACAGAAAUGGAUCAUUGCUGACUUAAAAUUCUGAGCUGCAUGAAACAAUAUCCCUCCAAAAGGAAAGAAGCAGUGAUGUGCUAUCCUAGUAUCUGAGGAUAUGAUCUACCAGCCAUAUAGUCCCUGCAGUGAAAGUAAUGUCAACUGAAAUUGAAGCAGUACCAUGGAAAAGUUUAGUGCUGCUUUUCUUUUCCACUUCUCAUAAUGUUGUGGUUGUUUUUCUGUUGCUGAAACAACCCUAAUGUAUGGUAAGUAAUACUUUCAUAACUCUGAGCUCUUCUUGUCUGGUGACUGGAAGAAUUUUCUGUGUCCCCCAGCCCCAUUGCUUUAACUAGAAAAACUAGUUCUGUUAAAGUGUCUUUUUUUUCUGGGAAUCUUUCAUAUAUGCUGCUAUUUACUAAACAUAGCCAUAGAUAUCACCACGGCAGAAGCAAAAGCACUGGGGAGGAGUCUGUGUCAAAUAAUACCACUUAUGCUAUCUUGUGCAUCUCAAUUUCAGGACUUUGCCAGAUAACCUUUCAUAUGCUUCUGUAGGAAGGAAAGAAAGCUCCUGAAUGACUUGGUUGAAAUUGGCCGAUCCUAUGUAAUUACAGGCAUACGUUUACCUAUUUUUAAGUGUUGCAAGCACUGUCCAUCUCUGUGCCCCCCCUGUGGGAAAUGGUCAAUUAAAAGCAGAAAUGCCUCAGCCAUUUAUGUCACUGUUCCUUGUGUUCAUUAAUAGCCUGGCAAAGGUGGAGAUGCUUCGAGGUGUACUGAAAGUAGUCUCUGGCAUGUCUCUUCUAGUUCCUUGUCAUUAUGCUUUAUUAGCAACUAACAUCUGAAUGGCAAGACAGUCAACAUUGUGAGCAGUUGUGGAGGAAGCAGUGUGAAAUCUUCCUUCAACCCUCUGUCCCAGGUAUUGCCUUUUAUGAGCAAUUUCAGGAUUGUGUAACUGCUACUGAGCACAUUCCCCUUUUUGUGUUUUUCUCUUGUAAACCACUAUUCAUAAAAUGUUUGGACAAGGCAAUGUCAGGAUGAAAGAAGUGGAUAAUUUAGAACUUAAAAAUU